Messenger RNA from Archocentrus centrarchus (flier cichlid), 2920 nucleotides. It is a transcript of the gene lmbrd1, whose product is annotated as LMBR1 domain containing 1. The coding region runs from base 45 to 1661 and encodes 538 amino acids. The record is from RefSeq and is a predicted model, not a curated record. Gene Ontology annotation, cellular component: lysosomal membrane. Gene Ontology annotation, biological process: protein localization to lysosome. The transcript has 16 exons. Lineage: Eukaryota; Metazoa; Chordata; Actinopteri; Cichliformes; Cichlidae.
GACGUUAACAGGAGCACGUGGGUUUGUUAUUGCAGGAAGUGAAGAUGGCGGCUCAGUCGUUUCUUACAGAGUCUGUCGUCGGGUGGUCUAUUUUCACCAUUAUACUUUUGGUAAUUCUUGUGUUCUGUUGGAUCUACAUUCGGAAAUUUCAGAGUCGGCGGGAGAGUGAAGUUGUUUCAACUAUCACAGCAAUAUGUGCACUGGCUAUUGCUCUGAUAACAUCUGCACUUCUACCAGUGGACAUAUUUCUUGUUUCUUUCAUGAAGUAUCCCAAUGGUACCUAUAAGGAAUGGGCAGCAAACAAUGAAACAAGAGGUCAAAUUGAAGAUACUGUGCUGUAUGGAUAUUACACUCUUUAUUCCAUCAUACUAUUCUGUGUCUUCUUGUGGAUCCCCUUUGUUUACUUCUACUAUGAAGAAAGGGAUGACAACAAUGUGAACAAGUGCUCACAAGUGAAAAAUGCUCUGAAGUACACAAUUGGAUUCGUCAUUGUCUGCGUGGUACUUCUUUUAAUUGGAGCAUUUGUUCCACUUGCGGCUCCACCUGGUCAGAAUUCCACUCAGUGGGAGAAAGUACAGUACCUUUUCGAGGAACUUGGGAGUAGCCAUGGUCUUCCUGCUCUGUCUUUCUCCAUCAGCUCCUUGACCUUGAUUGGCAUGCUGGCAGUGAUCACUUACACGGCAUAUGGUAUGUCUGUUAUGCCUUUGAAUCUGAUAAAAGGCACACGGAGUGUUAAGUAUGAACGCCUGGAGAACACUGAGGACAUUGAUGAUGUUGAGCAUCAGAUCGAAAAGCUGAAAUCCAAGUGCAAAGAUGGACGUCCUCUGUCCUCAAGGGAUAGAAACAACCUGCAGGAGCUGGAGGGCAAACUGCAGGUCCUCCAGCGCAGGGGGAGACACCUGGAAAUUGCAGAGAGGAACUGCUGCACUAAAGUGGGCAGUGCUCUCAGACCUUUCAAGAUUUUACUAGGCGUUUUCUUUAUCCUGGUUGCGUUGCUGUUCACUAUUGCCCUCUUCAUUUCAAAUUUGGAUAAAGCUCUCCACUCAGCUGGCAUCAGCUCUGGGUUCAUAAUCUUUGGCACCAACCUAACCAAUCCCCUGAAUGAACUUCUCUUAGCCUUGCAACCUGUUUUUCCACUGGAUUAUAUCCUGAUCACAGUCAUCACCGUGUACUUUGUACUCACAUCCAUGGCCGGCAUUCGUAACAUGGGCAUCUGGUUCUUUUGGAUAAGGCUGUACAAAAUAAGACCCAAAAGAACUCGUCCCCAGGCUCUCCUUUUCCUCUGUAUGAUUCUUCUUUUGAUUGUCCUACACACCAGCUACAUGAUCUACAGUCUAGCCCCACAAUAUGUCAUGUAUGGCAGCCAGAAAUAUCUUGUACAGAUGCCGUCACCAGGUCCUACAUCUGGGAAUGCUACUGUUCACACCUCAAGGAUUUGUGAUGCAGAUGCGCCUGAGGAUCAGUGCACUGUGACAAGAUCCUAUCUUUUCCUCCACAAGUUUUGGUUCUUCAGCACCAUCUACUACUUUGGGAACUGGGCUUUUAUUGUAGCUUUCCUUAUUGGGCUGGUGGUGUCCUGCUGCAGAGGGAAGAAAUCUGUGAUUGAGGGAGAAGUGGAGGCCGAUGACUCAGACUUUAGUGAUGAUGAAUACCUGCACUGAAAAGAAAAAUCACUGUUCACUUGGAUAGGUUUAAAGAUAUGGUAACCAACAGUGAAAGGGACUAGAAAGCAUGGUUUCAUUAAGUAAUAAAUAAUGAUUUUUCUCAAAUUAUUUUUUUGGAUGUAUUGUAGUGCUGUCUCGUUGAUCCCAGCUUUGGUUGAAGCUGACACAUCCCUCUCCUUAAUGGGACUUCUCAGAUGGAUUAAUAUGCCUCAGUCAGUGUUAUUGAUGGCAUUGACUGAGAGUUUCCUCCAACUCAGUCCUACCUUAGAAUUAACUAUUAGACAAUUUGGAACUGAAACAAAUUGGUUCUUUUUUGGGAGACACAUUUGUAAGUGGCAGCAUAGAUGGUUAAAUGUUGCUCUAAAACAAUGUCUAGCUUUUAUUUGGGUAGAGCUCAGACGUAAAUAUGCUUUAUACUUUAUCUGUAUGCUUUCUAGACCCUUGAAAUGGUUUCUUUAUCUACAUAUUAUGUUGAACUUACACAAACUUUCUGAAAAGCUAAUUGGUACAAGACUAACGAUUUCCAAGUGUUGACAGCAGUAGCACUUUUUGUCAGUUUAUUUUGCUGAUUUUUAUCUGAGGUUAAAAAUAGUGCGAGUGGAUUUGCUGCAUUUCCACCUGCAUUCAGUUAUUGGCAGUCUGAGACCAUUAUACCUAAUGAAAUGUUACUCUGCUUGCAUAACUUUACUGUGUGUGUAAUAUAAAGGACCAGUUGUAUCUGCUGUGUUUUCAAGGGUUCAGUUAUUUGUGGUUUUUAAUUCUAUGGCUUCAGCACCAUUUUUCUCUUCGUUGGUAGAAAAGUAGGAAGAGAACUAGAAAAAAUAGAAAUAAAAAAUAUGGAUGUGAUUUUCUUUUUAAUUAAACACUACUUCUCAUUUUUGCCUGCGCUCUAGACUUUAUUAACCACAAAAGUGUGACAGAACUACUAACGGGCAUCUUUUAGACAUGCAUAUAAAAAUUAUUUUCUGUAUGUUUAUCUGUUUGUGUGAAAAUGGAGAAAAAAAUUUAAAUUUACUUACUGGAAACCAAAUGUUUGUGCCUCAUGAAUGUCUAGGACCAUGACGGGCACACACCUCUGUACAUACGACCCUAAAUUAGUCAUUCAGAAAUCAGCCGGAAUCUGAUGAGUUUUUUGCUUUGAGGGAAUGCAGUGUGAUGAUCUGUACUCGCUCACUGGUGGAAAAAUUGCUGUUGUGGAAGUUGUGUGAAUAUAUAAUGAUGCCUGUGUUUAAAGAAAUAAAAACCUUUUAAACACA